Molecule: messenger RNA, 1447 nt
Organism: Penaeus monodon (black tiger shrimp)
Lineage: Eukaryota; Metazoa; Arthropoda; Malacostraca; Decapoda; Penaeidae
Product: techylectin-5A-like
Exons: 2
Coding region: 13-774 (253 amino acids)
Source: RefSeq, a predicted model, not a curated record
AAUCCUUUUAGGAUGCGCCCAGCGGGGAAAUCAGGCCUGCUGUUCCUCCUGGCGACGACCGGCGUCUUCGCGGGCAACGAGACCGUCCUGGGCUUCCCGGCCGUGAGCCAUCGCUUCCGGAACUGCCACGAGGUGCAGCAGGCCAUCGCCGGCAGCGUCGACGGCGUGUACGUGAUCUUCCCGUACGACUGCUGCCCCGAGCGGCCCGUGCGCGUGUGGUGCGACAUGACGACCGACGGCGGCGGCUGGACGCUCAUCCAGCGGCGCGACGACUACGCUGAGCAGGAGGACUUCUUCCGGACGUGGACCGAGUACGUCCUCGGCUUCGGCAACGUGGCCAAGGACCACUGGCUCGGCCUCGACCACAUCCACGCGCUCACGAGCCAGAGCCUGAACCAGAUCCGCUUCGACCUGGCCGACUUCGAGGGCGAAUCCCGCUGGGCCAAGUACGACUUCUUCUACGUGCACGACAAGAGCGCCCUCUACAUGCUCGAUGUGGACUACUAUAGCGGCGAUGCUGGGGACUCCUUCUCCUACCAGAAAGGAGCUCGGUUCACCACCAAGGAUCGUGACCAUGACUGGUCGACCGUAAACUGCGCAGAAACGUACAUCGGCGCUUGGUGGUACACGGGAUGCCACGCGACCAAUCUCAACGGGCCGUACCUUAGGGGAAGUCACGUAUCCUAUGCAGACGGCAUAAACUGGGCUGACUGGCAUGGGCACUAUUACUCCAUGAAGACAGUUACCAUGAAGAUUAAGCCAACUUUCCUCUAAGGUGUGAGGAAAAGUGACGAAAAUUUUUGAAGAUUCUCUAUUUUCUUGUGUGGUUUAUGCAUAGGGUUUGUCUAUUGCUUUUUUGUAUAAAAGCCUCAUCUGGUAUUAUUAAAAUUCCGUAUGUUUGUAUACAGUUUACUUUAAAGUUGAAAUUUGGAUGAAAUGUGGGAAGGGGGGAGGGGGUAGAGUUUCCGUAACGUAAUUGGUUCUUUUGGGAGGCACGAUCAAGGCCUAUUCUCAUAUAGACUGGCCACGGUAAAAUUAAUUCUAUCUCCCCACUCAUCAUGGUUUAUUGUCAAUUUAUACACUUAGUAUUAGGUAGAUAUUAGGUAUUAGUUUAUUUUAUGAUAGAUGUAAAUUAAUAAUCUAUUAUUUAAGAAGCAUAGUAGGGUAAUAUAAUAAUUGUAUCAUGACACAGAAAAUCGUAGAUAAGGAACGGUAAUAACGAUUAUUCUCUUAAGAAGAUAACCACAUUAUUCGAAUGCGUAUCAAUGUGAGUUCAGAUAUGCCCAUAUAGCAGCAUCAAGAGGCUAGGAGCUACUCGCUCUCUUCUCCCCAGGGGCGGGAUUCACGAGGGCCAUACACUCUGGGAUUGUCUGUGGCAGGUAAAACCUCUUUGACUCCGUAAUUUUGUGUACUGACUUUUCACGGAAAUAUAUUCAGCUCCUUAUUU